AUGGCAAUGUUUAUCAUAGGUUACUUUCUCAAACAACAUGGAUUUCAUUUCUCGCUUCAUUUCAAAAGUUUUUUUCCCCUUUUUCUUUCUACUCUCAAUUUUUUUUUCUUUGACUUUCUUGACACCAAUUCACUUCUCUCCUCGCUUUCUUUUCCAAUACCCUCCUUCUUCUUUCACACUUAUUCAUUCUCUUCUUCUUCUUCUUCUUCAUCAUCAUCUUCUUCUUCAUCUUCUUCUUCGACUACUACUACUACUACUACUACUCUCAUCACUCAUACCGCAAUAGUUAUUUUUCAGUCUACCUUGUUCCCACAAUUCCCUAUCCAUUUUUUUUGUUUCCGCUUUCCUUUCUCUGUUAUCUUUUUAUCCCCCCUACUCUUCUCUAGUUCUUUCCUAUUUCUCCCCCUCUCUCUCUUUCUCUCUCUCUCUCUCUCUCCUACUGCCGUGCUAAACCCAUCCAUUUUUUCUUUCUUUCUUAAAUCUCUGCGUCUUUUUUCUUUAUCCUUUCAUUUUCCCGCCGUCACUCACCGGAAACGUACUGACCGCUCCGGGGCUUAUAUUUUCUUUCUUUCUUCUUCUUCUUCUUCUUCUUCUUCUUCUUCUUCUUCUUCUUUCAUAUUCACCUUUUUCAUUGUUUUCUUUACCCUAUCUUUUUUCAUCAUUAACACUGGCUCUUCUUCUUCCUCAAUUCAUCAUCAUCAUCAUCAUCAAUCAUCAUCUCUUCAUCUUCUCCUUCAUUAUCAUUGUCUUUUUUUCCUUUCUUCUUCUUCUUCUUCUUCUUCUUCUUCUUCUUCUUUCAUAUUCACCUUUUCAUUGUUUUUCUUUACCCUAUCUUUUUCAUCAUUAACACUGGCUCUUCUUAUUCAUCUUCUCCUUCAUUAUCAUUGUCUCUUUUUCCUUUUCUUUUCUUCUUCUUCUUCUUCUUCUUCUUCUUCUUCUUCUUUCAUAUUCACCUUUUUCAUUGUUUUCUUUUGCCUAUCUUUUUCAUCAUUAACAUUGGCUCUUCUUCUUCGCCUAAUUCAUCAUCAUCAUCAUCAUCAUCAUCAUCUCUUCAUCUUCUCCUUCAUUAUCAUUUCUCUUUUUCCUUUCUUCUUCUUCUUCUUCUUCUUCUUCUUCUUCUUCUUCUUUUCAUAUUCACCUUUUUCAUUGUUUUCUUUACCCUAUCUUUUCAUCAUUAACACUGGCUCUUCUUCUUCGCCUAAUUCAUCAUCAUCAUCAUCAUCAUCAUCUCUUCAUCUUCUCCUUCAUUAUCAUUGUCUCUUUUCUUUCUUCUUCUUCUUCUUCUUCUUCUUCUUCUUUCAUAUUCACCUUUUCAUUGUUUUCUUUACCUAUAUUUUUCAUCAUUAA
Molecule: messenger RNA, 1347 nt
Organism: Acanthosepion pharaonis
Lineage: Eukaryota; Metazoa; Mollusca; Cephalopoda; Sepiida; Sepiidae
Source: the annotation of a GenBank genome assembly